AGUGGGUUGGUUAGAAGUGUUGUCGCGGACAACGCCCACGGAUGUGUCAGCGUGACCCUAAAGUUACUAUUUUGGGCUGAUAGAGAAUACACAAUAGUGCGCGGUGGGCUUUGCGUCAGGCGGCGCGCUCACUCAUUCUGCGCAUUUCUGGACAGGUUCAGUCGUGAGCGCGGAAACGGCACAUCAAGUGCCUCAACGAGGAAUCAAACUGAUUCUUCAGGUUAUCACUCCGUGAGACCUACACGAGCACAUUCGCAUCAGAUUCUCACUCGUAGACAUCCAGUUAGGAGCACAAACCUUUAUUGUCCACACCUGUAUCAAGCCAAAGGGGCAGUUUUUGUGACCUGCUCUCCUUUCACACCUUUAAUUGUCAGGAUCACCACGACACGGCACAACCAUGCCCAAGAGCAGUAAAGUGACUCAACUCGAGCACAGUAAUGAGCAUGUCACGGAGUCUGUGGCCGACCUCCUUGCGCUGGAGGCUCCCAUGGACUACAAGAGCAGUCAGAUGAGCAUGAACAUGGCAGGAGGGGGCCCUCCACCCAUAGGCAAACCAGACAUCUCCCCUGACCUAGAAGAUGGGCGCCCUGCUUGGAACAGUAAGCUGCAGUACAUCCUGGCCCAGGUGGGCUUCUCAGUGGGCCUGGGUAACGUGUGGCGUUUCCCUUAUCUUUGCCAGAAGAAUGGAGGAGGUGCCUACCUUGUUCCAUACUUCAUCCUUCUUAUCCUUAUUGGCAUCCCACUCUUCUUCUUGGAGCUGGCGGUUGGCCAGAGGAUCCGUCGAGGGAGCAUAGGAGUGUGGAAUUAUGUUUGUCCACGACUCGGUGGCAUUGGAGUGUCCAGCCUGAUGGUGUGUGGUUUUGUGGGUCUGUACUAUAAUGUGAUUAUCGGCUGGAGCAUCUUCUACUUUUUUCAGUCGUUUCAGUAUCCUCUGCCCUGGAGCGACUGUCCCAUCAGGAGGAACGGCAGCCAAGCCAUUGUGGAGCCUGAGUGUGAGAAGAGCUCAGCAACCACAUACUUCUGGUACCGCGAGACCCUGAACAUCACCAGCACAAUCGCAGACAGCGGGGGUCUGAACUGGAGGAUGACUCUGUCGCUGCUGGGUGCCUGGAUAAUUGUCUGCCUGGCUGUAAUAAAGGGCAUUCAGUCUUCUGGGAAGGUGAUGUAUUUCAGUUCUCUAUUUCCAUACGUGGUGCUCUUUUGCUUCCUGGUGAGAGGGCUGUUUCUUAAAGGAGCAGUUGACGGCAUUGCUCACAUGUUCACACCAAAGCUGGAGAUCAUGUUGGAGCCGCAGGUGUGGCGUGAAGCUGCCACUCAAGUCUUCUUUGCUCUUGGUCUGGGUUUCGGUGGAGUUAUCGCUUUUUCCAGCUACAAUAAGAGAGACAACAACUGCCAUUUUGAUGCCGUGCUGGUCUCCGUUAUCAACUUCGUGACCUCUAUACUGGCCACACUCGUGGUGUUUGCUGUGCUGGGUUUCAAAGCCAACGUCAUGAAUGAGAAAUGUGUGGUGGAGAAUGCUGAGAAGAUUCUGGGCUACUUGAACUCAAAUGUGCUGAGUCAGGAUCUCAUCCCCCCUCACGUGAACUUCUCCCACCUCACCUCGUCAGACUAUGCCGAGAUGUACAGCGUAAUAAAGAUUGUGAAAGAGGACAGUUUUGCGCAGCUGGGGCUGGAGCCGUGUCUGCUGGAGGAUGAGCUCAAUAAGGCUGUUCAAGGCACCGGUCUGGCUUUUAUUGCCUUCACUGAGGCCAUGACCCAUUUCCCCGCUUCUCCCUUCUGGUCUGUCAUGUUUUUCUUCAUGUUGAUAAACCUGGGCCUGGGCAGCAUGAUUGGCACCAUGACUGGCAUCACCACACCCAUUCUGGAUACUUUCAAAAUUCGGAAAGAGGUCCUCACAGUGGGCUGCUGUAUUGUGGCUUUUUUGUGCGGCUUGCUGUUUGUCCAGCGUUCAGGGAACUACUUUGUUGCCAUGUUUGAUGACUAUUCUGCUGGUCUGCCCCUCACCCUUGUGGUGAUCCUGGAGAAUGUAUCUGUAGCCUGGAUCUAUGGCACCAAGAGGUUCAUGCAGGAUCUGGAAGACAUGCUGGGUUUCAGACCGCACACUGUUUACUUCUACCUGUGGAAGUAUGUGUCUCCAGUGUGUCUGCUCAUACUGAUUUCUGCCAGUGUGGUAGAGAUGGCCAUCAGCCCUCCGGGAUACAAUGCAUGGGUGCAAGACCUGGCCAUGGAGAGGUUUCAGAGUUAUCCUCCUUGGGCACUAGCCAUGUGUUUUGCUCUGAUCAUUGUGGCCAUGCUUCCUCUUCCAUUGGUCUUUAUUGCACGUCACUUCAACUGGAUCCCAGACGGCUCCAACAAGCUGUCCGUCUCUUACCGCAAGAGCCUGACAAAGGAGGCUUCCACCCUGGAAGAUGAGACGAGGUUCAUCCUCGGGAAGAACCCCAGCGAAGCCCCUUCUCCCAUGCCCAGCCACAGGGCCUAUCUGGGCCCCGGCAGCACCUCUCCUGUGGAGCUCAUCACCAACUCUACCUCCAUCAGCGGCUAUGGCAGCGGUUACCAGACCAACCCCGCCCCUCCCAAAUCUGAGUCAUGAUCCUCCAACCCACCGACCAGAGACUGAGACGGAAAGAGAAAGAAGAUGCUGAACAGAUGAGAAGGUCCUAGUGUUGGUCACACCUUAACCCAAGCCAUCCAAAGGAGCAGGAUGACAAGAAAACAGACAGAAAGACACAGAGAUCCUUCCUAGACAGGUUCCCCUGGGCCCAAUUAUUCAUACGGACUACAGAUGUUGGUCUGAAGGUGAAAGAGAGCCUGAAGCUUUCAGAUCAAAAUGUAAGGUGGCUUAUUUGGUGAGUUGGUAAGUUAUUUUUUGCAUACAUGUAAAUAUGUCAACUCUAAGAAGGUUCAAACAUUCAAGCUUCAGGUUUGGUCUCUGUGACUGGUUCGGAGUCAUAGGGAUGGUGAGAGCUGAGGUGAUAGUUGUCGCUCAGAUUAAGGUGUUACCAAUGCUGCUGAAAUCUAGACAUCUUACAAAAUGCGCAAGAUACGAGAUGCCAUGCAAGAAAUUUCAUUUAAACUCAUCUUUA
This is a messenger RNA of Sinocyclocheilus anshuiensis, 3083 nucleotides long. RefSeq names its product sodium-dependent neutral amino acid transporter SLC6A17-like. Lineage: Eukaryota; Metazoa; Chordata; Actinopteri; Cypriniformes; Cyprinidae. The transcript is spliced from 12 exons. The record is from RefSeq and is a predicted model, not a curated record. Bases 398 to 2590 code for a protein of 730 amino acids. Gene Ontology annotation, cellular component: synaptic vesicle; plasma membrane. Gene Ontology annotation, biological process: alanine transport; proline transport; L-leucine transport.